This is a messenger RNA of Dendrobium catenatum, 2401 nucleotides long. RefSeq names its product O-fucosyltransferase 29. The record is from RefSeq and is a predicted model, not a curated record. Lineage: Eukaryota; Viridiplantae; Streptophyta; Magnoliopsida; Asparagales; Orchidaceae. The transcript has 10 exons. Bases 293 to 1924 code for a protein of 543 amino acids.
UCUUGCCCACUCACUAUUUCUUCUCUACUCUCGCAACGCCGGCUCUCCUAUAUGGUUCCACCUCGUCUUCUAUGGCCUACGCAUUCCUGGAAAAGUCCAACGGAACCCGAGAGUUAGGGUCUUUCCCCGCGAAGAGCUUUCGAUUCUGUCCGCCAUUGGUGUAUACCGCCCGAUUUCAAAGGAAGCAGGCACGCACUCUACCUGGAUGACAUUAAUGAUGUUCGCCGGAGCUUGAAAUGUCGAGGCUUGUCAGUUUCUCCUGGAGGGUCUAGGGCUUCUUCAGUUGAUCUCUAUGGGAGUGGAAUUUCAGGGGAACUUAAACCUCCCGGAUCUUAGCAAGUUCUCUUCGCCGAUCCCAGGCUUGGCUUCGGCUAAAAAGUGGAUUCGCCAGAGCUGUGUCUCACAGAAAAGAGUGACUCCUCGGUAUUUGAUCUUUGGAUCGGUGCUCUUUGCUCUGGGACUCAUCUCGCUUUUCACUGGCCAUAUUGCAUCCGACAUCGAAUGGUCCAAGUUCCGGCGGUAUAGACGGGGUUUCACUCAUUACAACAUUGAUAUUUGGAAAUCAGACUUUGCGAGACUCUACUAUGGUUGUAGUGAUAGAAGCCCAAAUUUUGGACCUCCUGUGCCAGAAAACAAAUCUAAUGGCUACUUACUGAUUGCUGCAAGCGGGGGACUGAAUCAACAAAGAACAGGGAUUACAGAUGCUGUUGUUGUUGCUCGUAUUCUAAAUGCAACACUUGUUGUACCACAAUUAGAUCAUCAUUCGUUCUGGAAAGAUGAGAGUGACUUUGCCAACAUUUUUGAUGUCAAUUGGUUCAUUUCGUCCCUUCGAAAAGACGUUAUUGUUGUUAAAAGGGUCCCAGAUAAAGUAAUGAGAUCAAUGGAGAAACCUCCAUACACCAUGCGCGUUCCUAGAAGAUCAACUCCAGAAUAUUAUCUUGACCAAGUCUUGCCAAUACUGUUGCGCAGGAAUGUUGUGCAAUUAACCAAGUUUGAUUACCGGUUAACCAAUGAGCUUGAUGAAGACCUUCAAAAGUUACGUUGUCAUGUUAACUAUCAUGCUCUAAGGUUUACAAAGCCUUUGCGAUUGCUAGGUCAAAAAUUGUUGAAGAAAAUGCGAAAGAUGAGCUCACGUUUCAUUGCAGUUCAUUUGAGGUUUGAACCAGACAUGCUUGCAUUUUCUGGUUGUUAUUUUGGUGGUGGUGAAAAAGAGCGGAAUGAGCUCCGUAAAAUUAGGCAACGCUGGGAGACAUUACCUGAUUUAGAUGCAGAGGGUGAACGUAGUAGAGGCAAGUGCCCGUUGAGUCCAUAUGAAGUUGGUUUGCUGUUAAGAGCACUUGGUUUUGAAAAUGACACGUAUCUUUAUAUAGCAUCAGGAGACAUAUAUGGUGGAGAAGAAACUCUACGACCUCUUAGAGAGUUCUUUCCGAACUUGUAUACUAAAGAAACACUUGCUGGAGAGAAUUUGAAGCCCUUUCUAUCUUUCUCUUCUCGUCUUGCUGCUAUUGACUAUAUUGUUUGCGAGGACAGUGACGUAUUUGUUACCAAUAAUAACGGGAACAUGGCCAAGCUUCUUGCUGGGCGGAGGAGGUUUAUGGGGCAUAAGAGGACCAUACGGCCAAAUGCAAAGAAGCUUAGCGCAUUAUUUAAGGCACGAAAUAAAAUGGAGUGGGCGAUGUUUGCCAAAAAGGUAAAGUUGCACCAAAGGGGUUUCAUGGGUGAACCUGAUGAGAUGAGACCUGGAAGAGGUGAUUUCCAUGAAUAUCCUUAUUCCUGCAUCUGCCAGAAGCCUGAUAUGCAACAAAUAGAGCUUGGAGGGCAGUUCUCCCUUGGACCACAAGACAGACCACCUUUGAAAAAUAACACUAUAGCAGUUGAAAGUUUUCCCAGAGUUGCAACAGCAAGAAAAUAUUGCAAAAGAUGAACCUUUUUGGAAUUGAAGUCCAAUUGGGAGAAAAUUGACUAUUUCAAUUGCCAAAGCUAAAUAUGGCAGCAGAAGAAGCAUGUACCCCAAAAUCUGAUCACUUGACCCUGGUGGGCAGCAGACUGCAGAAAAUGAGCUCUGGUGGUCAUGCAGACUUCUCCUGUGCUUGCAACCUGUAGCUGGAAAUUAUUCAGAAGCUGGCGACCUUUCUCAUUUACCCCUUCGAUGGGGUUUCAGAAACUGGUAUUCAUUUCAAUGAUCUUUUCAUGAAUCUAAGUUCAUAGUUAUAUUUGUUAUGGUUAGUUACCUUCAUAUAUAUAUGAAAGUUUGUGCAUAUAUGAAAGUUGUGCUGCACAAUCUGCAAGUAAUAUAAAUUCAAGAUAAUUGAGCUUUUAAUCAGUCUAUGAAUCAAAAUCUUUUGUAGUGUACUACAAAUUGUGCCUUGGUUUCUUCAGCUAUAAUAAUGUUUUUUCAACA